AUGGAGAGAACAGGAUUGUUGAUGCGCAUUUAUUUAAACUCCUGUAUGCAUAACAGGCUCAUCAAUAAGGCAGAUGCUUCCGUCUCUGUACUACAGACAUUGAAAGCUGAGCUUCAUAAGUAUCGGCAGGGCCCUCUUGGUUUCCAGCAUACUCUUUUUUUUGUCACCCUAGAUUUGGUUGGUACAAGAUGUGGCGAUAAAACAACACCAAUUUCAGUAAGCAGGAAACUUAAGGAAAAUGUCGAGAGUAUAAGAAGCAAUGACAAAGGCGGUAUAGGCGAUCAAGUAACACUUAAAGAUUACAAUCCAAUUGAUCCAUUACCAGGUGUAGGCCCAUCAAAUGUAAAUGCCGGACCAAUUGAGCAUGGAACUCCUCUUAUGCCAUUCAUACCAAAACCUCCACCUCUUGGUCAUCCUAACCCUGAUCAAGGUGACUAUAAUUAGUCACAACUUGUUAUUUUCUUUAUGCUAGAAGAAGUAAUGCUAAGAAGAUUGUAAUAAUGCUAGAAAUUGUGUUGUCUUUAGUUUGCACAGAUUGUCUACUUUAUUUGCUCUGUAAUUUUUGUUUUAAAAACAGUAGUAACACUACUUAUUUGUCAUUUGGCAUAUGCAAUAAAGUGGCCAAUGCUUGUAACGUAAAUAAAUUGUUAUUUUUUAAGUGUUUUUCUAUGAUUAUUAUAUAUUUUCUUUUGA
Molecule: messenger RNA, 693 nt
Organism: Trifolium pratense (red clover)
Lineage: Eukaryota; Viridiplantae; Streptophyta; Magnoliopsida; Fabales; Fabaceae
Exons: 4
Coding region: 1-444 (147 amino acids)
Source: RefSeq, a predicted model, not a curated record